GCAAAGCCUCACCCUACUGUCAUUUAUUUAUUUAUUUAUUUUACAGUUUGCUUUGAUAUUUUCCGGUGAAGUUCUUAUAAGACUUUCAUAAUCUCUAUUGUGCCACUUUUGCCAGUCUGUUUCAUCUUGUGAUGCUUAGAUUGUGUAGUGUUUGACUGUGUCGGAAGGCUUUUCUUGUCCCUUUCGUUUUCCACCACACUUACAGCCCCAGGGGCACUUGCGCAACAGCAAAACGCGCUGCGGAAAGUUUGUGCGUGUCGUUUUCUCACCUCCUGUAAGCGCACUGAAGGAGCGGGGCGUAUGUGAGGAGGCGAGAGGGAAACCCAUGACUUCCGCGUUUUUCCUCCGUCCCUGAAACUGUCUGCAAAGCCAAAGUGGACUAUAAAAAGCCAUCAUGGUGAGCAGAGCUGAGACAGUGACCUGUAGAGCCGGACUGGUCUGCAUGACAUUCAGAGGAGCGUGGAACUGCGCGUGUCUGUGGAGGUUCAGGACAAACCCUUCCACGCACUUGAAGGCUUUUCAUCGCUUUUUGACCCAGAGUUUCUAAACUGGACCGUGUGGAGGACAGUCUCUCUGAAGCCCACACAUCUGCCUGCCCAUUAACUGGAGGAAACCCAAGCACAGACAUGGACGUAGAGUCUCUGCAGAAAAGUGGACGCCGGCGUGGACAUUGUCUGGACACUUGUCUGGUCAUUUCUGUGGUUGUUCUGUUUGUAUCCGUGGCUGCAGUGGGGGCCGGUGUGGUCCUGGCUGUCAGGGACCUCCAGUCCAAAGUGGCUCCCCCCGCUCGGUACCCAUUUGCGGCCCCACUUUCAACAGAGCCCACAGACUCCCCAGUUUAUAAGAUGCAGAAUUUUGCCUACCUGGAAGCCAGCUCAAGUGAAUUACAGAGCUCCACCAUGAAAUGGCGUGUCAUCGACUACGGUGCUGGAGAUUCUCUGGGAAGCAACUUCCUUUUCGACUCAGCGCAGAAUUCACUUAAGGUCAAACGAGAGGGGAUCUACUUCAUGUAUGUUAAUCUCAAUUUCACCUGCUCAUAUCGCUGCAAGGCCGGUGUCCUCAGUGUGGAUCUGGACGAUAAACUCACCUGCAAGGUUGAACUUCCAGAGGUUUCAAACUCAAAACCUGUGACCAAGAAGUGCUGGACGGUGAGCUGGAUGGACACAGUGGGCAGUGUGCUGCCUCAAAUGACCGUACCAGAGGGACUGGAGAACUGGAAGCUGGAGCUGAGGGGCUCAGGAUUUGGGAUGUUCCUUGUGGACUAAAACAGACAAUGUAGUCCUACAUUUUACAAUACAUGAGACUCCAGAUCUGCCUGACACUUAUGGACAAAACCAGAAAGAACCAACACCAGACUCUCUUUGAGUCAACUGGUAGCAGGCAGACGCUGUCUAAGCUAUGAGGGUAUUUCUGAGGAGAAGAGAACAGAUAUGGACUAGACUAGACACUCACUUCAAUCUGGAAAUAUCUAGAAAAGUUACUCUGUAUAUAAUCUAUUUAUUUUUUUUUUUUUGUGUUGAUCUAUUUAUUAAUAUUAUUUAUAUUGAUAUUGUUGUUUUUUUAUAGAAUUUAUUUUAAUGUAGGUAUCACUACAUUAGUGUCAAAGUGCAAUACACUUAGAAUUCAUCAUACUUGUAUCAUCACCUUCCUAAAAUAAUUGUCGUUUUUUACAGAUUUUUCAGGGAACACAAAAACUUAACUACUUAAACAUGAGGAAAUGAUUUAGAUGAAAAAGUCAUUUUUGUAAAAAAACAAAAAAAAAAAACAAAAAAAAAACUCAAGCAGUUAUUUUAGGAAGGUGAUGAAUUUUCAGUCUACAUUAAGUUAAAUAUGACUUUAUGGUUUGUCUUUCAUUUUAUAAAUGGAUCAGGACUAUAAAGAUAAGGCUGUUUAAAUGCAUGAUUUUAAUUGUCAAACAAGCUUUUCAGGGAUCUCAUUUUGAUCUUCUGUAGUAAAGUGUAUCUGCUCUAAUAAGUAAUAAUGAUGAGUAAGUUUCUGUGCUUGAAAUAACUCACAAAGUGACUCUAAAUCACAAUUAAAAUAUGUC
Molecule: messenger RNA, 2047 nt
Organism: Sphaeramia orbicularis (orbiculate cardinalfish)
Lineage: Eukaryota; Metazoa; Chordata; Actinopteri; Kurtiformes; Apogonidae
Exons: 3
Coding region: 627-1265 (212 amino acids)
Biological process (GO): immune response
Cellular component (GO): membrane
Molecular function (GO): tumor necrosis factor receptor binding
Source: RefSeq, a predicted model, not a curated record